AUGGUUGAAUCCACUUCUCAAACACCACCAGAAAGUCAUCCUCAUCAAACACCGCCUGAAACCACAUUCAUUCCAACCUCAGGAAACCCUAGAAUUUCAGAUCCAUAUGUUAUACAUCCCAGUGAUAAUCCGGCCACUGUGUUGUUCUCUCCAUUGUUGCAGGGCGACAAUUAUGGAUCCUGGGUACGAGGAAUCACCAAGGCCCUCAACGCAAAAGGAAAACUUGGAUUCGUGGAUGGUACUCUUUCCCCUCCCACUGAUGCACUCGCCUAUCAGUGCUGGAAGAGGUGUGACGAUAUGGUGGGAAGUUUGCUUCUCAAUUCAUGCGAACCUGAUAUCCGGGCAAGAUGCUUAUAUGCUCCUUCUUCUCAUGCAAUAUGGAAGGAUCUGCAAGUGAGGUUUUGUAUUUCUAACGCACCUAUUUUGUUUCGAUUGAAAUCUGCAAUAGCUUCUAUACGACAAGAAUCGAUGUCAGUGUCUUUGUAUUACACAAAAUUCAAGACACCGUGGGAUCAAUAUGAUUCACUUGUCGCUGUCACUGAGGUGUGUAUUUGUGGAGCUGGGAAGCAAUUACUUGAACGACUAGAAGGUGACAGAGACAUGGAGUUUCUUCAAGGUUUACACGAUAGAUUCUCUAAUCUCAGAAGUUAG
Molecule: messenger RNA, 651 nt
Organism: Papaver somniferum (opium poppy)
Lineage: Eukaryota; Viridiplantae; Streptophyta; Magnoliopsida; Ranunculales; Papaveraceae
Exons: 1
Coding region: 1-651 (216 amino acids)
Source: RefSeq, a predicted model, not a curated record